CUCUCUCUCUAUUACCUCUAUAUAUCAGCACCCAGGCCCUCGCUGCCAGACUUCAGCGCUGAAGAUCCGAUCCCUCUUCAGUUCUUCACAGCCGAUUCUAUUCGGAUAGUGAAUCAUGGGAGCGGACAGCAGCAGCGCCGCGAUCAAGUCCUCCACCCCCGCGGCCAUGGUGUUCGAGGCCUAUAUCAGCACCCGCGGCCUCAUCUCCGGAGCCUUGCCGCCGGUCUUUGAGAGUACCGAGGUCGUCGAGCAUUUCACUUGCGGCGAAGGCGACCGGGACAAGACCGUGAAGCAAAAGGUCGAGGCCCGGGACAAUAAGAAGUUCACCUACUGCUACUCGAUCACGGAGGGGGACGCGCUGGGCACCACCCUUGAGAAGAUCAGCUUGGAGGUGAAGAUCACCGCGUCGCCCAAGGGAGGCUCGGUGUGCAAGAUCACAAGCGAGCACUUCGCCAAGAACGACGCGGACAUCACCGAGGAGAAGAAGACGGCCGUGAAGGAGAAGGCGAUCGCGGCGUUCCAGGUCAUCGAGGCUUAUCUGGUGGCAAACCCUCGUGCCUAGCGCAGUCACUCUGUAGUUUUAUUUCAGGAAGUUGGUGCAGUGGUUUUGGGUGGUUUUAUUAUCUGGAAGUUGGUGCAGUGGUUUUGGGGUGUUUUUAUUUUAUUUUUAUUUAAGUGGUGGCUCUGGAUAUUGUGAGUAGGGCUAGGGAGGGGCAGUAUUUCUGGGUAAACCAAGCGCUCGUGUAAUGUAGCACAGCAGACGAGGCUUUACCGCUAGCCCAGUAUGUCACCAUGGACUAAAGUUUCAUUAGAUGUCGUAUUUCGAUUGUGUCGGCCCGGCCUUCUGUUUGUCUCUCGAUUUAUUAUGUUUGUCUUCUUUCCCCAUCUCUGAAUGUGGCCUUGUUUUGUGUU
Eucalyptus grandis is the source of this 912-nucleotide messenger RNA. RefSeq names its product major strawberry allergen Fra a 1.07. Gene Ontology annotation, cellular component: cytoplasm; nucleus. The transcript is spliced from 2 exons. Bases 116 to 562 code for a protein of 148 amino acids. Gene Ontology annotation, biological process: abscisic acid-activated signaling pathway; defense response. The record is from RefSeq and is a predicted model, not a curated record. Gene Ontology annotation, molecular function: signaling receptor activity; abscisic acid binding; protein phosphatase inhibitor activity. Lineage: Eukaryota; Viridiplantae; Streptophyta; Magnoliopsida; Myrtales; Myrtaceae.